This is a messenger RNA of Cydia fagiglandana, 3818 nucleotides long. RefSeq names its product sphingosine-1-phosphate phosphatase 1-like. Gene Ontology annotation, molecular function: sphingosine-1-phosphate phosphatase activity. NCBI's taxonomy places the organism in Eukaryota, Metazoa, Arthropoda, Insecta, Lepidoptera, Tortricidae. Gene Ontology annotation, biological process: sphingosine metabolic process. The coding region runs from base 53 to 1312 and encodes 419 amino acids. The transcript is spliced from 5 exons. The record is from RefSeq and is a predicted model, not a curated record. Gene Ontology annotation, cellular component: endoplasmic reticulum membrane.
AUAGAUUCUAGAAUAUAAAUUCUAAGUAAUAGUUAAUUUAGAGUCUCAAACAAUGUGGGAUGACUUUAUAGACUAUUUAAAAGACCCUUUGUUGGUCAUCAAAGUGCAGAACUUUUUUGGAGUUAUAUACAAGAACAGUGUUCGGGAUAACGAAGGCGAUGGUGAAGUCAUACAUUCAGAGAGGUUGGAACGUGAGAAAGAUAAUGACAGUGAUAUAAGGCAGCACAAGCGGGCGCCCAGCAACAUCUCUAGCAGUUCUCAAACCUCAUACGAUACGGAUACUUCAGGCGAGAGCGUGGAUGAGGUCGAGUGCCAUAUAAACAACAAGUUCUGGUACUGGCUGUUUGUACUAGGUACUGCACUCGGGGAUGAGAUAUUCUAUGCCACUUUUAUACCCUUUUGGUUCUGGAAUAUUGAUGGUGCGGUCGGCAGGAGAGUCAUACUUGUCUGGACAGUUUGUAUGUACAUAGGACAAGGUGUGAAAGACAUAAUCCGGUGGCCCCGUCCAGGGUACCCGGUUAAGAAGCUACAGACCAAAUGGGCUAUCGAGUAUGGCAUGCCGUCCACACAUGCAAUGGUCGGAGUUUCAAUACCAUUCUCAGUGCUGCUGUACACUAUGGACAGAUACGAGUACCCGGUUCACUGGGGUGCCUUGAUUGCCGUUUCAUGGUGUACACUUAUCUGCGUCAGUCGCGUGUAUCUUGGCAUGCACAGCGUUCUGGAUAUAGCAGCGGGCCUGCUCAUGGCGUCAGGACUGCUAGUGCUCCUGAUACCCACGGUGGACGCGCUGGAUGACUGGCUGCUCACGCACUGGCUGUCCCCUGCGGUCGUGCUGGCCGUGUCCGUGCUGGUCAUCGUGUACCACCCCAACGCGGACAAGUGGACGCCCACCAGAGGCGACACGACCAUGAUCGUGAGCGUGUGCGCGGGCAUCCUAACGGGCUCCUGGACCAACUACCAGCUCGGCAACAUGGCGCCCGCCUCCACCCCACCCCCCUACACCAUCAUCUGGCCCUCCAUCGACAUGCUCGGCAACACCAUCCUUAGAACCAUCCUCGGCUUCUGCGGCGUUGUAGCCACCAGGGCUAUAGGUAAAUCAGUCUCUUACGCCUUCAUCUGUGCUUUACUAGGAAAGGAUAAAAACGAAUUAAGAAACUCUGAGAACAGUCUAGAUAAUAAAAAUAAAAUUAUCGUAGAAUUAUGCUACAAGUACUUCACGUACGGCAUGAUAGGUUUUAAUACGGUUUUCGUUUUCCCUAAUGUGUUCUAUUUGCUUAGAAUUAAUAGGCCUACGUAUUAUACUGAGAUUUGAUACUAGUCAUCUCUUUUAUGUUCGACAUUCCAUUUGAGGCCUUAAAUCGGGGUUUUCCGAGUGUUUUUAAUAAUUUGGAAGUAGUCAUUUGUGUGAGGAGCAAAGUACCUCAAAACACUCCUUUUUUGAUGUAGGUAAAAUAGCGUUAGAAAUUUUCUCGUUAAAGAGAUAGGAGUUUUUCAGCCACCUUCUGAUAACAUGGUUGAUUGGCAGACUAAUAGUUUUGUUUUAGUUGUUUACUUUAGAUAUCAUCAAUUUAUGUAGGUAUACUUUGAAUGUCCUUUAAAAUAUUUGUAAUGUGGGUCAGUAGUUCUAUAUUUAAAUUGUUUUUGUUUUCUAAUGCUGGUCUUCAACAGGAAAACUAAUAUUAGAUGAAAUCAUUAGUUACCUAAUGUUUAAAGGAAAAUGUUUUACUAAGUUUUCUGACCAAAACCUAAAAUAUAACGUAUUUUAUUAGAAAUGCUGUAGGUUUUUGCAGUCAAUUAUGCCCCGAUGUACGUUCUCCGAGAAUUAUUUAUUACAUUAAUGAUUGUUUGGGGAAACCUCGGUUAGUUAGAAACGCCGGGUUCACUGGUAAGCUCGUAGUGUUGCGGUCACCAGGUUUUUACACGGUGAAAAACUUUGGAUUUCCUUAUGAGUUAAAAACGAAACUAUUUAGAUAAAUCGUAACAUUUUAUUGCAUUUCGACAAAAUUGAUGUUUAAUGGGAAGAGAUAAGAAAUACCUACCUACAGUGAAUAAAAUAGAUAAGCGAUAUUACUUUGAUAUUACUAGUAGUUCUCCGAUUUGUUUUGGUUGUUGAUUAUACACGAUUUCAAAGGUUAAACAUUGGUACGGUCGACAUUUAAUAAAUAAAAUGUACUUACAGUCAAGGGCAAAGAUAUGAUUGCGGCCAAUUACCUUACCAAAAAUAUGUAUUUGCUGAAUUAAGCGCAGAACGCGUAGUGCGGGAGUUAAAAGCAAAGAUCGCGCUAGAUGUGGUCUAAAUGUAAACUUUAGUGGGCUCAUCAUACUAUUCUGACAUCAAAAAGAGUACAUAUUUUUUGGAAAAAAUUUCUGCAACGAUAUAUUUGACCUUUUUUUACCCCGAAGGUGGAAAACAAUCGUACGGCCGGUUUAAUAAUUAGUGGUGUCUUUUAUUUGAAGUCGACUGUAGUCGAGUAAGUGGUAGCGCUCCCGUUACGAGUAUGUAAUUCAACACCAUAAAUAUAUCCAUAACUUUAAUGAUACCUCCUGUGAGUUAACAUGUGACUAUUCUAUUCUAUUACUCUAAUAUUCCCUAUAUCUAUCUACAUACUAGGUACCUACGUCACAUUCCUGCACUGCAUCUUAUUUAUUUAAGUACACAAAUAUUGUGUGUAUGAAUAAUGUAGUAUUUGAACACGAAACCGAAAUUGUUCUGAUAUAGUUAUAUGAUACCUACCUUAGUAGUAUUAGUAAUGUUACACAAAUUAUAAUUAUGUAGUAAUAAUUAGUAGUCAUUUUGAUUGUUAUAUUAAAUUGUUAUUUUUUUAUCGACUAAUCUAAGUCGUCGGUGCCUUGCCUUAUUUGCUAGAAGUAUGUAUAGUUUUGGUUGUACUUUUAUAUAUAACCAGUAUGGCUGACUACAUGUCAAGCCACGCAAAACGGGUCCGUUUUUUUUCUCACGGGGUGGAAGAGGUGGUAUACCGUACAUGUCUUGUAGUAUUGCGUAUACAUUGAUUUUUGUUACCUGACAUGUAUAGUAUGCCAAGCAAUUUCCGUCAGUAGAAAAGAGCGGCAAAUUUAAAAAAUGUAGGCGCGAAUUGUAAUUGUCUCAUACAAAAUUUGAAUUUCGUGCCGUUUUCUACUGACAUAGUUGUUUGACCGGCUAUAAAAACAGUGCUCCAUCUUGAAUCCACCUCUCAUGUUUUGUUUACCUAAAUAACGCUCACAAAUUUUCUAAUGUUGUAAAUGUAAACAAUAAUAAAUUGAGCAUACUUGCCUUUGUGUAUAAUCUGAAAAUUUUUACUAAUUCAGUUAUAAUACCCUAAAGUACUGAUUUGAAUGCCUUCAUUGAUUAGUGUACAUUUUAUUUAGGUAUUAUAAAAAUCAUCACAAAUAAUUUGAAUAAGUGGGCAAACGGUCGACAUCAAAGUUAUAGGGUUAACUACUCAAUGAUUGGCCCUUAGAAAUACAGUCAUUGUCCCCUAUUAUUGUAUAGGAAAAUUACCACUGUUGUAGGUACUUCAAUAAGAUUGAACGGCGCCAAGAUUUGUAUAGUUUACCCUAUUUGAGUUACGUAUAUAUACAUUGACUAUAGCUAUUAUAGCGUUUUUGCAUCAGCUUGAUUUGACUAUUGUAUUUACGCAUUGGUUUGACGUGUUUGCGUCGAAGCGUAACCGCACCGCACAAUACAUUGUUAUGCCUAUUAUGUACCUGAUAAGGUUUAAUGUUCGAUUGCACUCGCAAUUCAAAUAUGUACCUACAAUGAACAAUAUUAUGAUCGAGUGUCAAUAGAUUCCGAAAAUAAACUGAAUUGUUAUAAG